AUGGGCAAGGCCAAGAAGACUAGAAAGUUCGCACAGGUGAAACGGGUUCUUUCGAAGAACGACCCGAGAAAAAAGGAGAAUGCAGACAAACCAAAGCAGACGACCGACAAGGAGCUCGUGAAGGAGGUGCCGCAGGUCUCGUCUGCCCUCUUUUUCCAGUACAACGAGGCAAUCAAGCCGCCUUACCAGGUGCUGGUGGAUACCAACUUCUUCAACUUUAGCAUCCAAAAGAAGAUCGAUAUAGUGCGCGGCAUGAUGGACUGUCUCUAUGCCAAAUGUAUUCCGAUUGUGACAGACUGUGUCAUGGCCGAGCUCGAAAAACUGGGCCACAGAUACAGAAUAGCACUCACGCUCGCCAAAGACCCCCGGAUCAAACGUCUGACGUGCUCGCACAAGGGAACUUACGCGGACGACUGCCUGGUGCACCGGGUAAUGCAACACAAGUGCUACAUCGUGGCCACCAACGACGCAGACCUCAAACGACGCAUACGGAAGGUGCCCGGUGUGCCGAUCAUGAGCGUUGGUAGCCACUCGUACGUGAUCGAGAGGCUCCCGGAUGUGUUUUAG
Molecule: messenger RNA, 567 nt
Organism: Ogataea angusta
Lineage: Eukaryota; Fungi; Ascomycota; Pichiomycetes; Pichiales; Pichiaceae
Exons: 1
Coding region: 1-567 (188 amino acids)
Cellular component (GO): nucleolus; small-subunit processome
Source: RefSeq, a predicted model, not a curated record